UCUACGUAUGUGAGUCAUUGUCCUGCGUAAGCUAACGUCAGCUAACGUGCUAGUCAGAGGCUAGCUGAAAACACAAAGAGGAUUUAAUUUCUUCUACAUACAAAUAAACCGUUUUGGCUCCUGGAAGAACGUAUUAGAGUUUGAACCUUCUAAAAUGAGCAAGAGGAAAGCGCCACAGGAAUCUUUAAAUGAGGGAAUAACGGACUUUCUAGUCGAGCUGGCCAACUACGAGAAAAAUGUCAACCGAGCAAUACACAAGUACAAUGCAUACAGGAAAGCAGCAUCUACCAUUGCGAAGUAUCCCAACAAGAUCAGGAAUGGAGAAGAGGCCAGAAAACUGGAUGGUGUUGGAGCUAAGAUAGCAGAGAAGAUUGAUGAGUUCCUUCAAACUGGCAAACUAAGGAAACUGGAAAAGAUCCGAAAUGACGAUACCAGCUCUUCCAUCAAUUUUCUCACCAGAGUUACUGGAAUUGGCCCUGCUGCCGCCAGGAAGUUUUUUGAGGAAGGGGUGAAGACUUUGGAUGAUUUGAAAAAAGUUGAGCACAAGCUAAACCAUCAUCAAAAGAUUGGACUCAAAUACUUUGAAGAAUUUGAAAAAAGGAUCCCGAGGUCUGAAAUGGAAGAGAUGGAGACUCUCAUUCUUGGGGAGUUGGAGAAAAUCGAUACAGAAUACAUCGGAACAAUCUGUGGAAGCUACAGGAGAGGUGCGGCAUCAAGUGGUGAUAUUGAUAUUCUGUUGACCCAUCCAGACUACACUUCUGAAACUGAGAAGCAGGCAAGGCUUUUUGCCAAGCUCCUUCAUGCUGUGGUCGAGCAUUUGGAGUCCAUUGGGUUUGUGACAGACACCCUCUCUAAAGGAGACACCAAGUUCAUGGGAGUCUGCCAGCUACAGCACAGUGAUAGCGAUGGGGAGGAAUACCUACACAGGCGUAUUGAUAUUAGGCUAAUUCCCAAGGACCAGUACUACUGUGGAGUUUUGUAUUUCACUGGAAGUGACAUCUUCAACAAAAACAUGAGAACUCAUGCUCUGGAGAAGGGCUUCACUCUUAACGAGUACACCAUACGACCACUUGGUGUCACCGGUAUGGCAGGGGAGCCUCUGUUGGUGGAUAGUGAGAGAGACAUCUUUGAGUACAUCCAUUACAAAUACAAAGAGCCAAAAGACCGCAGCGAGUGAACAUCUGGAAAAUAAAGUUACAGCUGUCCUGCAAGCAAGAUUUAAAAAAUUGUUUGUUGGUUUGUUACUUGUUCUCCAAUUACCCAGGAUAUUGAAAGAAAAACUGUGAGAGUUAUUUAAAUUCUUUUUCUUUUGAUCAUAUUUUCCAUGAGGGUAAAAAUGAUCUCUGAUAAUGAGAUUUUUAACCUUGAUUCUUUAGCUUAGAAACUCUGUAUUCAAAUGUUUUUGUAAAGGUGCUUAACAUUGGUUUUAAAGGUUUACAAAUCAUGUUGAACUAUUAUUUAAUGUUCUGUGCUAAACUUUUUAUUUUUGAUACAGCAGAAAGGGAUUUUAAUCUGAGAAGAGCAGUUUUAUGGAGGAAUAAUGACUGUUACUGUUGGUGAUCAUCCUGAACAUUGAGAAAGUUUCAAUGUAUUGUCCUUAACAAUAAUGUUCCUCAAUACCUUUAUGGUUUGGACUUUUUUGUUCUCUUUUUAUCUCCAGACUAUGCCUUCGCCCCAGUGUAGGCACAAUGAGCUGAAAUGCAACAGCAGUGCAAGCUAAUUUCGAAUAAUAAUUUAUUGGUUUUAGAGCAAGAAAAACAAUCAAAACUUAUGGAACAAAUUUGGCUUUCAUGUUUUACUUUUAUUGGAGAUUAAAUGUCUGUUAAUGUACUGUUAAACUUGAUACUGGAUCUGGAUGUGCUUGGUAGAGGACACUAGCAUAUAGUUGUUAGAAGUGAAUAAACUUUGAUGUUCAACCUCAAUAUUUAGUUUAGGUGUUUGCUUCAAUAUACUGUAUCAUAAUUUUGACAAUGUAUUUAAACAUUUGGGAUUUGAAAUUCAGUCAUCGACUGAUACAUUUCAAUGAGAAAUAAAACAGUAAAAAUGCAUGUUUUUGUCAUCUUCCAUUUGCUUGAGCAGUUUUGUCAAAAACAAAUCUUGAAAAGGUUUGAAUAGGAUUUGAUGGUUUAUAAUUUACUUACAUUCAUGACUUGAAAGGACUUCUCUUGGUAAAAAGCAUUUUUUUCAAUAUAGAAAAGUUACUUUCUUGCUAUAUGUUUUCUAAC
Menidia menidia (Atlantic silverside) is the source of this 2225-nucleotide messenger RNA. The record is from the annotation of a GenBank genome assembly. Lineage: Eukaryota; Metazoa; Chordata; Actinopteri; Atheriniformes; Atherinopsidae.